This is a messenger RNA of Lathyrus oleraceus (garden pea), 1271 nucleotides long. RefSeq names its product NADP-dependent alkenal double bond reductase P2. NCBI's taxonomy places the organism in Eukaryota, Viridiplantae, Streptophyta, Magnoliopsida, Fabales, Fabaceae. The record is from RefSeq and is a predicted model, not a curated record. The coding region runs from base 111 to 1145 and encodes 344 amino acids. The transcript has 5 exons. Gene Ontology annotation, molecular function: 2-alkenal reductase [NAD(P)H] activity.
UCCCUUUAACAUCACAUUUUCUCACCUUUUUUUUUUCUUAUAAAUUUUCUGAGUUUUGUGUUAUAAGCUGAACUCAGAAUCAAUUGAGAUUCAAUAAUCAAAAACCUAACAUGGCGGAAGUUAAGAACAAGCGAGUGAUUCUUAAGGAUUAUGUUACUGGUUUUCCUAAAGAAUCAGACAUGAACAUUGUUGACAGUACAAUAACCCUCAAGCUUCCACAAGGUUCCGACAAUGUUGUUCUGGUAAAGAAUCUCUACUUGUCUUGUGAUCCAUACAUGCGUACUCUUAUGAGCAACCCACAAGGCUCUAUCAAUCCUCGUGCAUAUACUCCUCAAUCUGCAAUAGCUGGUUAUGGUGUGUCGAAAGUUCUGGAAUCUGGGCACAAAGAUUAUAAGGAAGGUGAUUUGGUGUGGGGAAUAACUAAUUGGGAAGAGUACAGCUUGAUCCCUGCAGCUCAGAUACAUUUCAAAAUUGAGAACAAGGAUGUUCCUCUUUCCUACUAUACUGGAAUUCUUGGGAUGCCAGGGAUGACUGCUUAUACUGGUUUCUUUGAAGUAGGCUCUCCCAAGAAAGGAGAGAAUGUUUUUGUUUCAGCUGCCUCUGGUGCAGUCGGUCAACUUGUCGGCCAAUUUGCUAAAUUGCAUGGUUGCUAUGUCGUUGGAAGUGCUGGAACUAAAGAAAAGGUGGAUCUGUUGAAGAAUAAAUUUGGAUACGAUGAAGCCAUUAACUACAAAGAAGAGCAAGACCUCAAUGCAGUAUUGAAAAGGCACUUUCCUGAAGGCAUUGACAUUUACUUUGAGAAUGUUGGGGGCAAGACACUUGAUGCUGUACUCUUGAAUAUGCGACUCAAUGGUCGCAUACCUGUGUGCGGAAUGAUCUCACAGUAUAAUCUUACAGAACCUGAAGGCGUCACAAAUUUGGCACAUAUCAUAUAUAAGCGGGUUCUUUUGCAAGGUUUUAUUGUAGCUGAUUUCUAUCAUCUAUAUCCUAAAUUCUUGGAGUUUGUCCUGCCUCAUAUCAGAGAAGGGAAGGUUGUGUAUGUGGAAGACAUAGCUGAGGGUCUUGAGAAAGGUCCUGAAGCCUUGGUUGGCAUCUUUAAGGGUCACAAUGUUGGCAAACAAGUGCUUGUCGUUUCUCGUGAAUGAGUUUUCGCGCUGAAUAUCAAGCCCCCUUUAUAUGGCCUUUUGCAAUAAAUUUUAUCCACUCACCCUGAUUGUAGUUGUUUACUUAAGUGACAUUUUCUAAUAAGUUAAACCUCUAUUAUAUGCUUC